Diorhabda sublineata is the source of this 4673-nucleotide messenger RNA. RefSeq names its product sulfhydryl oxidase 2-like. The record is from RefSeq and is a predicted model, not a curated record. The coding region runs from base 272 to 2212 and encodes 646 amino acids. The transcript is spliced from 2 exons. Gene Ontology annotation, molecular function: protein disulfide isomerase activity; flavin-dependent sulfhydryl oxidase activity. Gene Ontology annotation, cellular component: Golgi membrane. Gene Ontology annotation, biological process: protein folding. NCBI's taxonomy places the organism in Eukaryota, Metazoa, Arthropoda, Insecta, Coleoptera, Chrysomelidae.
UAGCUUAGAGUAUCAAUAGAAGCAUAUAUUGAAGUCCUUAAUUUAUGAUAUGAAAGUUCAGUUUGGAUCCGUGAAAACCAUUUUCGCUUUACUCUGUUUCUUCCUGAUUGGUAUUAUUAUCUAUGAUUGCAUCUGAUCCUAACUGUUUCACGGUCACAUGUUUCAUUAGAUGACGUUUCAUAGCGAAAUAAUCUAACCUUACUUACACCAAACUGAUAAUUUUUAUGUAGACAUAUGUUUCAGUGAUGUGUUACUUUGUCUUCUAUAAAAUAUGUCUCAUAUAUGUAUUAUUAAAAUAAUUUACACAAUUUUGAUUCUCGUGGCGGUAUCCAAAUUGUCUGUCGGUGCCGGAAUAAAUCAAAAUAAACUCUCAAAGACAGUUCGGACUGUAAACAAUGCACAACAGUAUAAGAAAUAUUCCGAAAAAAUAGGUUUAUACUCAUUAGAUAAUGAUGUAGAAAUUCUUACAGUUGAUAAUUUUAAAAAUGAAGUUUAUGGAAACGAUAGAGCUUGGCUUAUCGAAUUUUACAAUGCAUGGUGUGGCUUUUGUCAACGUUUUGCACCUUCUUGGAAAGAGUUUGCAACAGAUAUUGCUGGAUGGAAAGGUUUAGUGGGAGUCGGAGCCAUUGACUGUGCCAAUGAACAAAAUACUGGGAUUUGUAGAGAAUUUGAAAUUAUGGGUUAUCCAACUCUUAAGUAUUUUCAUGAAAAAUAUACAGAAGGUCCUAAAAAUUUGGGAGAAAAGGUUAGUUCCCAAGGACAAGCUAAUGAACACAGACAGAACCUUUUAAAUGUAAUAAUUGCAGAACAAAAAUCUGGAAGAGGUAAAAUGUAUCCAAACUUACUUCCAUUUGUUGGGAAAGAUAUAGAUGAAUUAUUUAAUAAUGAAUUUGAUCAAACAUUCCUAAUUGUACAAGAGCAUAGUGAUUAUUUAGGACAAGAAGUGAUAAUGGAUUUAAAUAAAAUUAAGAAGGCCAAUGUAAGAUAUGCUUUUUAUAAUAAUACAGAAUUGACGACUAAAAUAGCUGUGAAGAAUGUACCUGCCUUAGUUGUAAUAAACAAAGAUAAAACUUUCAAGUUUUUACAAGUUAAACCAAAAAGAGAAUUAUAUAAACUUGCAAUUCAAAAAUAUCUAGGCUCAAUUCAAAUAAUAUCAUCAAGUAAAGAGCGGUAUUUGGGCAAAGGAGAAGAUAAGAAUGUACCUGAUGUGAUCGACUUCUUAGAAGAGAGAGAAAAAAACAAAUUAAAACAAAAAAUUAAAAGAAUGGGCGAUGUAGUCUUCCAAAUGGAUCUAGAAACUGCACUUAGGUACUCUCUUAAACAUGAAGUAGCUAGUGUUAAAGAAAUUACUAAAGAACAAUUACAAGCUCUUAAAAACUACUUACAUGUAUUAGCAAAAUAUUUCCCAUUUGGUAGAAAUGGACAACUUUUCCUAAAAGAUCUGAAAGAAUUUGUUUGGUUCAAAACAGUGGUUAAGGGAGAGGAUAUAGGAAAUUUUGUAAAACACGCUGAAAAAGAAAAUCAAUUGGUAUUUUCUUCUCCACAACAUUGGUUAGCUUGUAAAGGUAGUUCACCAAAUUAUAGAGGGUAUCCUUGUGGAUUAUGGAAACUAUUCCAUUAUUUAGUGGUGAAUGCAGCAAUCAAUGAGGAAAUUCAAGAUUCAAAUCCUGGAAUUGUUUUGGAAGCAAUGCAUGGUUACAUUAAGCAUUUUUUCGGUUGUUCAGAGUGUAGUCAACAUUUUCAAAAUAUGGCCAAAAGAAGAGAGAUUUUCAAUAUUACUUCCUGGGACGAUUCUAUACUUUGGCUGUGGAGCGCCCAUAAUGAAGUUAACAAACGAUUAUCAGGAGACGAAACAGAAGAUCCUGAAUAUCCCAAAUACCAAUUUCCAUCAAAAGAACGAUGUCCAAGAUGUUACCAAGAAGACAAUUCUUGGAAUAUAGUUGAAGUACUUCAUUACAUUAAACAUGUUUAUUCAAACAUAAAUGUUAGGUACAUUGGAUCAGAUACAAAGGUUUUGCAUUUAAUACUAGAUAAUAGAUCCAAUCCUGAAAGUGAUGCUGGUAUCUUUAAAACUAUUGACACAGCUUUGUGUUUGAUACUAUAUCUAGCAUCUUUCAUGUUGCUCCUAGUACUAAUUUAUGUCUUUCUUAGGCGGAGUUAUAGAAAUCACAGAAAAAAAUUAUAUCAACAUGCUUUAUUAGGAAAAGUUUGAAUUAGAGAAUUAUCAUUUGAAAUUAGAAUGAGAUUAAAUUGUACAUUUUUGAAAUAAAUUAUAACAGACACUUGCAUAAUCAUCACCAUAAAGUUUUUUCGCAUUUUGUUAAUCUUAUCAAACUAUUUAUUAGAAAUAAAAUUUAAUAGUUGAUGAUGAUGAUGAUAUUCCUUGGCAAAACGUUUUUUUAUUGAUAUAUUUGCAUAUUUAUAAUCUUUAUCAAGAGCAAGUAGUAACUAAAUGUUUUGAAUACUCAUCAUAAAGUGAGAAAAAAACUUGAAAUAAUUGAUUACGAAUUAAAAACGGGUUAAAAAUUCUAAGUGUGUUGAUAUAAAAGUAAAUAAUAUGUGCUAUACAUUCCCUUUGUCAAUAUUUUCAGUCAUUUGAUUCAUUUUCACACUAAGUAUUUCAAAUAAUUUUUUUCUUCUUUUAUGUCUCUUGUAAAAUUUAGCAGUUUUAGAACAGCGAUAUAAUGUCUACAUUACUUGAAGUAUUUUAAUGUAUUUCAAGAUGUAGAUAUUAUGGACAUGAAAAUAAAUUAGAACAUUUCAUCAUGUACCAUCUGAUUACUUAUGUAAUGUUUUUCAUAUUUAUUUACACACUUUCUAUUUGUGGGGUGAAUUAAUAAACACUGUCUCUUAAUUUAUUUACAUACUACACUUAAUUUAUAAUAAUUCACUUAUAACUAUAACAUUCUUAAUUCCUUCUAUUCACUAAGACUAUUUAUUAUAGACUAACUAAAUUCCGCCACAUUAUCUCCUUAUAUAUGUAUACCAGAAGAAUUCUCUAGAUCUAGAAAAAUAAAGAAACAAAACAAAUAAAUAAAUAGACCUUCCUACAAAUUAUUCAAAAGAAAUAUUGUAUAUAAACUGCUUGCUAUAAUAAAAAGAUAUAUAAAAACAAACUUCCGCCGAAAUUUAGAAUUUCAAGUAUAUUGGUCAUACAUCACAGGUGGCCACUUUCGUCGAAUUUAAGAAUUCAACUAAAUCCAGACAGGGCCGGCUCCAGUUAGUAACACUUAUGAAAAAUUAUUUUGUGUAAUUCCUUAUCAAUUGGCGUGAUGUCAAGUUUUUAUUUUUUUACGUUUACUUAUGGUAUAAAGGAUUAUUAUAAUAUUAAUGAAAUGCUUAGUUGUUUAAGGGGUUAUUCUUGUCUAGAGGUAUAAAUUUUAGGCAUUUUUGAAAAUAACGUAAAAAAAUGAAAAAAUUUUUUCUAUCCAUUUUUUUAUAAGAUAUUUAUGGACUUUUUAAGAAUAUAAAAAUUGUAAAAAAAAAUUAUAAUUUCCAUAAAUUUCAGGCUGGUAAAGUGGGAGCUACAAAAAAACGGUGUACCCUGUUCGAUUCCAACCCUUGUAAUGAUCUGAAACAAAAAAUUUGAAAAAUUCUUAAUCUGUAAAGAUGUCGCUACCGCAUUCACAAAAUCGCUUCGACAUGAAUCAGUUUUUUUGCUCCUUUUUUUGACCUUUUCGAAUGUUUUAAAAUACUCCAAAUUGCAAUUUUUUAAAUUCCAAGGCAGACGUGAUGAUAUACAAAAAAGAUUUUCACCGAAUUUCAAGGGAAUCGAUCGAGAAGAACUUGAGUUAUCAUGUCAAUCACUUUGAAAAAAGUAAUUUCGAGAAAAAAGCGUUUAAAUUUUGAGAAACAAUUCUAGCAGAAUAACUCGUUCCACUGGGUUAACUUAGACGCUACGUCACAAAAUAUACUAUAUCUCGGGAAAUAAUACGAAUUAAAAAAAAUCUGUUUAAGAACAUAUUCUUGAGGGAUUAAUCUUGGAAAAUAUGCAAAAAAAUCGAUUUCUUCAAAUUUCUUAACCAGAAUACCCCCUUAGGUGAUUAAUACUUUAUCCAUCUAAUAGCUUAUCAUUUAUCCUAUUGGGCGAUACUUAAAAGAAAGAAGAUAAUGUUGGAAGAUAUACUAUCUCCGAUUUUUUUGUGAAUAACACAAAUAUUUUACCAUGAAUUGUUUUGUGAUAUGUUUAAGAGAUUAGGGUGCGUUUUUGAUGAAAACUCCCGCCACUUCCAAAGGUUAUCAUCAUAUUUCAACUAAUUUACACCAAACGUUGAUCAUAUAACGAAACCUUCCUUAUGAAUUACAGUAUCUAGUGGUAAUAACCACGUGAAAAUACUUUCUUCAGUUUUAAAGUUAAUCACGAAUAAAUAGACUUUGUUUUUUAAUAUAUAGUGAAGAUAAUUUUAACUUCUUGUGUUUCCAUGCUCUGCAUUUACUUUGCUCUUUUUUAUCAUUAUUUAUUAUGAAUUCUUUUUUCAUAAAAAUAUAAUCAGAUCUAUCUUAAUUUAUACAUUCGAAAAUAGAGAAGUACAUUGUAACUAUUAGAUUAUAUUCCUCCUAAAAUUCGUCAUUAUUGUGAUGUCAUAAUCAUAAGAACUGACGCUGACUGAAUUUAUAUUAUUUAUUAAGAAUCAUCCGUUGUAAUUGACAUUUUAAUAUAUUACUGUUUAAUA